UCCUUUCCGCAUUCCACAUCUGAUUUCUGAGUUGUUCAUCAUUUUUUAUCGUUUGCAUUUGUUUUGAUCAAUACACCCGGGAGAGGUGCCCGCUUGCACAAGUGGAAAUUUGCAUAUACACACAUUCAUACACAUAUACAGUCAUGGUUCUGUUAAAGAGAUAUUACUGCGCCGAGACGGUGGACGGCGACACGGAAUGUUUUGUCGAAGAUGGGUUCUGGUACACAGAGAAAGGCAUCAUCAUCAAAUGGAUCAUCUUCACCCUCUUCUUCAUCAUAUUCUUUGGCUGGUUCGUCGGCGGUCGCAUCCACGCAAAGAGACGGUUGCGAAAGGGUCUUCCGCUGCUGUCGUAUCACCGCUUCCUAAUCUCCUACUCGGAACGCCAACGCCACGGUCAAGUGCCCCAAAACCACUUUACCUUCUACCAAACACAAAACCCCUACGGCGCCCCCAACAACGCCGCAAAUCCCCAGUACACGCAGCGUCAAGACGGCGCGUGGUCGGAACCCCCGCCACUGUAUCAAAACAACGAUGCCCCGCCCCAGUAUUUCGCACCACAGGGCCCUGCAAAGACGACUCCGAACCAGUAUGCCAUGGAAAUGGGACAGUACGGCGGACCACCGAUGGCACCAGCGCAGACUGGACCCCAACAGAGCGGGGUGGUAGGCGGUGCUUCUGCUACGUCGGAUGUUGAGCAAGGGCAAGCAUCAUCUCAGCAAUUACCGCCCCGACCAGCUCAAGCAAAGAUCAUGGGCGUCUUGGGUCGAUUUAGGCGGUAAAACUUAGUCCCUCAGCGGAGAGAAGACGAAAAAAAAACAUUAUGAAAGUUUCUAUCCGUGCAUAAGAAAUAUGUUAUUGAGAGAAUUCAAAGAGAGUGUGUGACUGGAUCAUGCCCCGUGUAUUCUUUUUUGGGAGUGGGGGAGGGGAUAAGUCUUUGUACAAAAAAAGACGACAAUUGUAAUCAAAGGGGGUGAGAUAUGAGAUGUGGGGAG
Molecule: messenger RNA, 992 nt
Organism: Bipolaris sorokiniana ND90Pr
Lineage: Eukaryota; Fungi; Ascomycota; Dothideomycetes; Pleosporales; Pleosporaceae
Exons: 3
Coding region: 144-779 (211 amino acids)
Source: RefSeq, a predicted model, not a curated record